Molecule: messenger RNA, 1714 nt
Organism: Copidosoma floridanum
Lineage: Eukaryota; Metazoa; Arthropoda; Insecta; Hymenoptera; Encyrtidae
Biological process (GO): regulation of transcription by RNA polymerase II; anatomical structure morphogenesis; cell differentiation
Molecular function (GO): DNA-binding transcription factor activity, RNA polymerase II-specific; RNA polymerase II cis-regulatory region sequence-specific DNA binding; protein domain specific binding
Source: RefSeq, a predicted model, not a curated record
GUGUUUUUCUGUUUAGGUACACGGUGCGCGGGUGUGUGCCCACGACAUCGUUGUCUUGUUAAAUACCUAUACGAUACUAGUUGGUUAGUUAUUGGUCGAAAAGUGAAAAGUGGAGGUGAGCGCCCGAUGAGCGGCGGGACAGAGUAUCUGUGAGUGAUAAGUGUAGGAAACGCGACGGUAGAGCGCUUCGGCCCAAAUGACCAUGCUCCAGUCGCAAAAUCUUUACGGGGAGCCGAGCAGCGCUGGCAUGGGCGGUAUGGGCGGCAUGGCGCCCACCUACAGCUCGAUCAACUCGAUGUCCUGCGUGGGGAUGUCGAUGAACCCCCAGAGCCCGGGUGGCAUAUCCAUGAACGUGUACGGGGGCUCGGUGCCGGGGAUGCCGGGCAUGUCGUGCAUGAGCGGGCUCUCGGGUUACGGGCCCCUAGCGGCCGUGGCGCCCGGCGCCGGUGGGGUCGGGAGCCUCGGCUCGGUUCCCGCUUCGGCCGUGCCGGGUCGCGGGGGUGCCGAUCCACUGGCCGAGCCCGACUCGCCCAACUCGCUGCAGCGCGCCCGCCAGGACAAGAGCUAUCGGCGCUCCUACACUCAUGCCAAGCCUCCGUACUCUUACAUAUCGCUGAUAACUAUGGCCAUCCAGAACGCGCCCUCCAAGAUGCUCACGCUCUCCGAGAUCUACCAGUUCAUAAUGGACCUGUUUCCAUUUUACCGUCAGAACCAGCAGCGGUGGCAAAAUUCGAUACGGCACUCGCUCAGCUUCAACGACUGCUUCGUGAAGGUGCCGCGGACCCCGGACAAGCCGGGCAAGGGCUCCUUCUGGACCCUGCAUCCCGAGAGCGGCAACAUGUUCGAGAACGGCUGCUACCUCCGCCGGCAGAAGCGCUUCAAGGACGAGAAGAAGGAGAUCAACCGGCAGAGCAUCAAGCACCAGCAGACGACCCACCAGUCCCACCAAACCCAGCAGCAGCACCACCACCAUCAAGGACACGUGAGUCCCGACCAGCACAAAAAGUCCCAAUCCGCGCCCCAUCAGCACCACGUCGGUGGCGUGCACUCGCCCGCCGACAAGAACCUCCACUCGCACCUCGUCUCGGCGCAGCACCACCAGCACCAACAGCAACAACAGCACCAGCAGCAACAACAACACCAUCACCAACAGCAACACCACCACCAACAGCCUGGGCAGCAGCAGCAGCAGCAGCAGCAGCAACAGCAACACUCGCAGCACCAGCAGCACACGGACAUAGGUGGCCUACUGCCCGAGCUUGCCACGCACGACGAGCUCGCCGCCAUGGUCAACCGGGGCCUCCACCCCCACCUACUCGCCGACCCGACGGCCCUCCACGGGCUCAAGCAGGAGCCGAGCUCUUACGCCCCGGCCAACAACCCCUUCAGCAUAACGAGGCUCCUGCCCGGGGUUGCCUCGACCGCCGCCGCGGCAGCCUCCCCCGGGGCCCAAGUGCCGCCCGACAGCAAGCCCCCCGAGCUCAAGCAGAUGUACGAGCUGCACCACCAGGGCUACGUGAACGCGGCCGCGGCCGCAGCCGCCGCCAGUUACCAGCAGCACGCCAACGGCAUGCACCACCAGAUGUCGAGCACCGGGGGCGGUGGUGGUGGUGGUAUCGGUCAGCCCUCGGACUAUUACCAGAGCCCGCUGUACCACCCGGUGGCGGGUUCGGGUCCAGUAGGCCCUGGCUCCUCCGGGGGCCCCGGCUUGUGA